Messenger RNA from Metarhizium album ARSEF 1941, 396 nucleotides. RefSeq names its product transthyretin domain protein. Gene Ontology annotation, biological process: purine nucleobase metabolic process. The transcript has a single exon. Lineage: Eukaryota; Fungi; Ascomycota; Sordariomycetes; Hypocreales; Clavicipitaceae. Bases 1 to 396 code for a protein of 131 amino acids. Gene Ontology annotation, molecular function: hydroxyisourate hydrolase activity. The record is from RefSeq and is a predicted model, not a curated record.
AUGACCGCCAGGGACCCCAUCACCUGCCACGUCCUCGACACCACGGCCGGCCGCCCGGCCAAGGCGGUUCGCGUCCGUCUCGAGGGGCCCCGCGGCUCCCAGCCGCCAAAGGAAUUCGAGUCCACCACCGACGACGACGGCCGCAUCAAGACCUGGCUCCCGUACAGCUCCGCCACCUCCUCGGGCGACGUCCCCGUCUACACGCUCGACCAUGUCCUCGGCCAGGUCGAAGGCUCGUCCACCUGGACGCUCCGCUUCGAUGUCGAGGGGUACUACGGCGAGGGCAACACCUUCUUCCCCGAGGCCGCCGUUGUGUUUCGCGUCCACAAGGGACAGCAUUACCAUGUGCCGCUCUUGUUGAGUCCCUACAGCUAUACGACCUAUCGGGGGAGCUAA